AACUUAGUGCCCCUAUUCUUCAUAUCAGUCCAUGGUGAUAUACGACGUGUUUGUGAGCUUCUGCAGUGAAGACACUGGCAACAACUUCACUGGUUUUCUUUUUCAAGCUCUCCAUCUACAUGGCAUUCAGACCAACAACGAUGAUGCAGAUCUCAGGAAAGCCGAAUCCAUACCCAUAGAAGAGUCUCGCCUUUUCAUCGUGGUCUUCUCUAAGAACUAUGCUUCCUCAACUUUGUGCUUGCAGGAACUGGCAAAGAUCUGCAAUUGCAUUGAAGCAUCAUCAAGACGUGUUCUGCCUAUUUUUUAUGAUGUUGAUCCUUCACAUGUGCGAAAGCAGAGUGGAUUUUAUGAUGAAGCCUUAUCCCAACAUGAAAAAAGGUUUCAAGAAGAUAAAGUGAAGAUGGAAGAAGUGCAAAAAUGGAGAAAAGAUCUCGAAAGUGUGGCCGGUAUCAUUGGUUCGGAUAUCCGAAAUAAGUAA
Molecule: messenger RNA, 478 nt
Organism: Glycine soja
Lineage: Eukaryota; Viridiplantae; Streptophyta; Magnoliopsida; Fabales; Fabaceae
Product: TMV resistance protein N-like
Exons: 1
Coding region: 32-478 (148 amino acids)
Biological process (GO): signal transduction
Source: RefSeq, a predicted model, not a curated record